This is a messenger RNA of Agrilus planipennis (emerald ash borer), 3076 nucleotides long. Its product is annotated as coronin-6. The record is from RefSeq and is a predicted model, not a curated record. Bases 163 to 1650 code for a protein of 495 amino acids. Lineage: Eukaryota; Metazoa; Arthropoda; Insecta; Coleoptera; Buprestidae. The transcript has 9 exons. Gene Ontology annotation, biological process: actin filament organization. Gene Ontology annotation, molecular function: actin filament binding.
AAAUUUUCGCAUAUCCAAAUAUGGCCUUUUGCUUAGGUAGUGAGUGUUUUGGUGUUCUAUUUAAUAAUUUUAGCAACUCAAAUGUAUAUUUCAUAAAUUAAAAAUUUUAAUGUGAUACUGGAAUUAAAUUUUAAAUUAUCAUACUAAAGCCUACCAAAUAAGAUGUCUUUUAGAGUAGUUAGAAGUUCAAAGUUUCGCCAUGUGUAUGGCACAGCACUCAAAAGGGAACAGUGCUAUGAUAAUAUAAGAGUCAGUAAAAGUUCAUGGGAUUCAACAUUUUGUGCUGUUAACCCCAAGUUUUUGGCUAUAAUCGUUGAGAGUGCUGGAGGUGGUGCCUUUAUUGUCCUUCCAUUAAACAAAGUUGGCCGUAUAGCAGCAGAUCAUCCGUUGGUAGGAGGCCAUAAAGGCCCCGUUUUGGACAUAGCUUGGUGUCCACACAACGACAAUGUGAUAGCUAGCGGUUCGGAAGACUGCGUGGUCAAAGUGUGGCACAUCCCGGACGGGGGCCUAAUCAAAACACUCACUGAACCUAUCGUUGACCUCAUCUAUCAUCAACGUAGGGUGGGACUGGUUCUCUGGCAUCCAACUGCCCUCAAUGUCUUACUCACUGCCGGUAGUGAUAACCAAGUCGUAAUAUGGAAUGUUGGAACUGGAGAGGCUCUGGUCAAUAUCGAUUGCCACCCUGAUAUCGUUUACAGUGCCUGCUUUAAUUGGGAUGGUUCGAAGUUGUUAACGACAUGUAAAGACAAAAAGAUUCGAAUACUUAAUCCAAGAACUGGAGAAGUCGAAUCGGAGGGCAUUUGCCAUGAAGGUUCUAAAGCAACGAGGGCGAUAUUUUUAAGGCACGGUUUAAUUUUCACGACUGGAUUUUCGAAAAUGUCCGAGAGACAGUACAGUUUGAGGGCACCCGAUGCCGUCGGUGAGACCGUGGUCAUGGUCGAAUUGGACACGUCCAAUGGUGUCAUGUUUCCACUGUACGACGCCGAUACCAACUUGGUGUAUCUCUGUGGGAAAGGAGAUUCUGUUAUUAGGUACUUCGAAAUAACACCGGAACCACCCUUUGUCCACUAUAUUAACACGUUCCAAACGCCCGAUCCGCAACGAGGGAUUGGAAUGAUGCCCAAACGUGGUUGUGAUGUUAACUCAUGUGAAAUAUCGAGAUUUUAUCGACUGAACAAUUCAGGAUUAUGUCAGGUAAUAACGAUGACAGUUCCAAGAAAAUCAGAACUUUUUCAAGAAGACUUGUAUCCUGACACAGUUGGUGAUACUGCGGCUCUUUCGGCGGAAGAAUGGAUGGAGGGCAAGGACGAGGAACCAAUUUUGAUAUCGCUCAAAGAAGGCUACACACCACCUCAGUCAAAGGCUGCGAUUUCGGUGAAUAAACGAAGCAACCUUUUGGAUAAGAUCCCGCCCAAAGGGGCCAAAGGACAAGCUGCUGGGGCACAGGCUGCUGCUGUUUCGGAAAAGGCGCUGCAGGACUUUGCAGACGAAAUUCGGAAAUUGAAGGCGAUGAUAGUGAAACACGAGAAUAGAAUAAGAGCGUUGGAGGCGCAGGCUGCACUUAAUAAGACGGUACCAAAUGUGGACGAGGACGGGCCGGGGGGUGACGGACUUAACGUGGCCCCCCAAAUGGCUUCCGACGAGGUGUAACGAGCAUCAUACAAAAGUGAAUUUUAUUUAAUUAAUGGUUAUCUUGUCGUGUAAUUCUAACCCAUCUCAGUGUACGUUUAUUGCGAGUUUGUUUUCGACAUGACAUCAUAGCCAGGUAAUGAUUGUGAAAAUGCGUUUUUUAAUCGAAAAAACGCCUCCUUCAACGCAACGGAUUUAAAUCGAAGAUCAUUCUCACUCAGCAAUGACAAAAAAUUUACUAUUAAGCAAUCCUGACUGAUAAUAAUUGUUAUAGAAACAAGUCAGUUUUAUAGUUUAAUUUAUUACCACCCCCACCCGCCCAUUAUUAUUAUUAUUAUUAUUGCAAUAUUUUUUUUAUUAUUACAAUUAAUGUCAUACCAUCAUCAUCGUUUAUUGUAAUUGUUAUUACUGCUAAUAUUAUCCUUACUUAACGAUUGUAAAUAUGUAUCUUGCAGGUUUAUUGUUUGUUUUGUUCUUUGUUGUUCCCCGUUCCUCCCCCCCGAAAAUUUUUAAGAUCUCUGCUUAUUAUUUUAAUUAAUUAAUUAAUUGAUUAUUAUUAGUUUUUUUAAACGUCAUUAUCUAUCGAUAAGUUUCACAGUGCUUGUUUUUGUUUUAUAAUUCCUGAUAACUUGCUCAGUUGUACAAUGGUGGUGCAGUUUUUUGAUAAACAUCACCUUUACAAACGUAAAAGAGAAUUAACUAUUCAAUUGAAAAUUUAUUAUAUAUUAUUGUACUAUUAUGUAUAAUCUAAUAAUUAUAGAAAUACAAUUUUAGGAGUAAAAAUACUGUUGCUGAACCAAAAAGGAAAAAAAUUAUUUUUCGAAGUCGAUGAGUAAUUGCGUGUUUUUUUUUAAUAUUUAACGUUGUACAGGGUCUUCGGCUUUCGUUUUUUUAAGGUGUAUUUAAAUAGAAGCAGUUAUUUAUUUUUGAAAAAGGAUAAGGAGCCUUUUUGGGUUUUAUAUUGUACCUACUCCUGAAAAUGUACGUCGAAUGAUAUUCAUUUUGUUUUCAUGUGUUCAGUUUCUUUCUUUUUGUGAUUGUUACAGUUUUAACAUGUGCUGCAAUAGCUUGAAUGUUUCAUUAUUUAUCAUGUUUAACGCCUCAACUGUCCGCAAUACAAUCACAUAUGUACUUGUAAGAAAGUUAUUUGUGAUUCGGAUGUUUGUGUUGUAUCAUCACCUUCACCAGUGAUAAUUUUGUGUGCUACUACUAAUCGUCCAUUUUAACAACGAAUGUUGAUUUUAAAAGUGUUCCCGAUUUUCUUUUGUAUAUACAAAAAAUAGUUAUUACAAGUAAAAAGAUUCAAAAUUUUCGAACGCUUCCUUCUUGAUGCCUCUUUCUCAAUUCUUUUUUUGGAAAGUGCUUUUCUGUAGUUUUAUUUUGAGAGGCACAAAAAAUAAUCAAGGAAAUGUGAAGCAAUAAAUGCCCAAAGUCAAUAUAUAUUUAU